CUGUGGGCAAGAAAAUGUCACAUUAUCAAUGAUUCCUCUGCUAAGAAAUGGAUUGGCGCAGCUUUGCACCCUUUCACCGCAUUAUCAUUGCUUUUGGUUGACCAAGAAACGUGCCUAUUGGAAAGUCAAGGUUGGAAAGAUUCCACGAUGGUCAGAUUGUUCGAAAUCUUGCAACAAAUCUUGGUGAAAUCAUUGGAUCGAGAAACUCAAUUGUUGGAUGCAGUCAAAUCAAUUUGCGAUGCCAACAUCAAAGUUUAUCAAGAAAUAUUG
This is a messenger RNA of Zychaea mexicana, 270 nucleotides long. RefSeq lists its product as uncharacterized. The record is from RefSeq and is a predicted model, not a curated record. The annotation marks the transcript as partial. NCBI's taxonomy places the organism in Eukaryota, Fungi, Mucoromycota, Mucoromycetes, Mucorales, Lichtheimiaceae. The transcript has a single exon.